AUGGAUAGUUCUUUACACAUUUUCUUCUUUCCUUUCAUGGGUCAUGGCCAUAUGAGACCCACUAUUGAUAUGGCCAAACUAUUUGCAGCAAAAGGUGUGAAAUCCACAAUCAUUACAACUCUUCUCAAUGAGCCUAUUAUCUCCAAAGCUAUAGAAAAAUCUAAAAUUCUUGGUCACAAUAUUCAUAUUCAAACCAUACCAUUUCCUUCCUCAAAGGCUGGUUUACCAAAUAAAUGUGAAAAUGUUGACUCAAUCCCUUCUCCAGAAUGGUUUCCUACAUUCUGUUUGGCCACAAAGAUGUUACAAGAGCCACUUGAAAAGCUACUGCUAGAGAAACAUCCAGAUUGUAUUGUAGCCGACAUGUUUUUCCCAUGGGCAACUGGUUCUGCACUCAAAUUCGGAAUUCCUAGACUCGUGUUUCAUGGUACUUGUUACUUUUCCUUGUGUGCUGCUGAGUGUAUGAGACUCUAUCAACCUUUCAGGAAUGUUGGUUCUGGUUCAGAAUCUUUUGUUAUUUCUAAUCUUCCUGGGGAGAUUAAAAUGACAAGGUUGCAGAUUGCACCUUUUGAGAACUGGGAGGAGUUUGAUGGAAUGGCUAAAUUAAUGCAUGAAGUAAAGGAGUCAGAACUUAAGAGCUUUGGAGUGGUUGUUAACAGCUUCUAUGAACUUGAAAAUGUUUAUGCAAAUUAUUACAGGAACGUUCUUGGAAGAAAAGCAUGGCAUAUUGGUCCUUUGCCUCUUUGGAAUAAAGAUGUUGCUAUUUCUAUUGAUCAACAUCAACAUGUGUGUCUAAAAUGGCUUGAUAUGAUGAAACCAUACUCAGUUAUUUACGUGUGUCAUAGUAGUAUGGCACAUUUUUCUAACUCUCAGUUUAGAGAAAUUGCUAUGGGACUUGAGGCUUCGGAACAGAAAUUUAUUUGGGUGGUUAGGAAAAGUGAAGACGAGGGAGAAGAAUGGUUACCGGAAGGAUUUGAGAAAAGAAUGGAAGGAAAAGGGAUGAUUAUCAGAGGUUGGGCACCACAAGUGUGUAUUCUUGAACACAAAGCAAUUGGUGCAUUUGUGACUCAUUGUGGAUGGAAUUCAGUUUUAGAAUGUGUCACUGCUGGGGUGCCUAUGGUUACUUGGCCUAUGGCUUAUGAGCAAUUUUACAAUGAGAAGUUGUUGAGUGAGGUGCUUAAAAUUGGUGUGCCUGUUGGAGCUAAAAAAUGGAUUGGUUUGGUGGGGGAUAAGGUUCAUUGGGAUGCAUUGGAGAAGGCUGUGAGGAGGAUUAUGGAAGGUGAAGAGAUAGAGGAAAUGAGGAAGAGGGUGAAAGUGUUGUCAGAGUUAGCUGAAAAGUCGGUGGAAGAAGAAGGGUCAUCUUACUGUGAUUUGAAUGCUCUAAUUGAGGAGUUGAAUUUGUUAAGGAAUUGA
This is a messenger RNA of Vicia faba (fava bean), 1410 nucleotides long. Lineage: Eukaryota; Viridiplantae; Streptophyta; Magnoliopsida; Fabales; Fabaceae. The record is from the annotation of a GenBank genome assembly.